Ustilaginoidea virens is the source of this 1398-nucleotide messenger RNA. RefSeq lists its product as uncharacterized. The coding region runs from base 1 to 1398 and encodes 465 amino acids. Gene Ontology annotation, cellular component: cytoplasm; ubiquitin ligase complex. Gene Ontology annotation, molecular function: zinc ion binding; ubiquitin protein ligase activity; ubiquitin conjugating enzyme binding. Lineage: Eukaryota; Fungi; Ascomycota; Sordariomycetes; Hypocreales; Clavicipitaceae. The transcript has 2 exons. The record is from RefSeq and is a predicted model, not a curated record. Gene Ontology annotation, biological process: positive regulation of proteasomal ubiquitin-dependent protein catabolic process; ubiquitin-dependent protein catabolic process; protein polyubiquitination.
AUGGCCGCGGCAAGUUUGACGCAGGGCGAUGAUGCAGAUCUAGCUCAUAUCAUCCAGCUGCAACUGGAGGAAGUUGAGCAGGCCAUACGCGCUGCCGCAGGCAAAGGGAAGCAGCCAGCGGGAUCACAAACUGACCAACAACUCUCCCUGGACCUUUUCCUGAGGGAAUUGCAGGACACCCAAAAUUUUGCUGCGGACUGCCGAAUGGCUAGGAGCAUGCAGCGGGCAGUUUUGGAUGACGGAGAUGCUCUGGCGCAAUCACAGAGUGAAGAACGAGCUGCCGAGGACCAAAAGGCCUCGGUUUCUUUGGGCAACGGAGAAAUCGAGCCUUCAAGAGCAGCAUCCAGUCCUGAAUCCCUGGCCGAAGAUGAUGAAUUCCUUCAAAAGCUGGCAUGCAUUUAUAUCACAGGAAUCGACCAUGGCAAGAAUGACGACGGCAAAUACGCAGAUGACGAGACCGAGACCGAGACCGAGACCGACCAUCAGCCAGAGAGCUCUGCCUGGGCUAUUCGGCGUCGGCAAAAAAGAAGACGCAGGCAGCAGUGCGAAGCCUGCACAGAGCCAAAGCAUUUUGCCGAGCUGGCUGCAGCCCCAUGCGGACACAAAUACUGUCGGCAGUGCCUGACACACCUGUUCCACGACGCCAUGAUCGACGAAUCCUUGUUCCCGCCUCGAUGCUGUAAGCAGCCCAUACCUUUGGAGAAGAAUCGGCUUUUCCUCGACGCAGUGGUGGUCCAGCAAUUCCGCAACAAAGCCCUCGAGUUUUCCACGCCUCGCCGAACGUAUUGCUACAAUCCUGGAUGCGCAACUUUCAUUCCGCCGGCCAACCACAAGAACGAUGUAGCCGCUUGCGACGGGUGCGGCUGCCAUACCUGCAUUACAUGCAAAAAAGCCUCGCAUCGUGGCGACUGCCCGGACGACGAACAACUCGGACAGACUCUGCAGUUGGCGAGAGAGCGAGGCUGGCAACGGUGCCAGAAUUGCUGGGGCAUGGUUGAACUCAACACGGGAUGCAAUCACAUGACUUGCCGGUGCGGGUUUCAGUUCUGCUAUGUUUGCGGUGCACGUUGGAAGACUUGCGGUUGCGCGCAGUGGGAAGAGCGCAGGCUGUAUGAGCGUGCGGUUCAAAUCGAUGCGCGCGAUCGAGAGCCUGAAGACCAUGUCCGUGAAGAAGUCGCCCCCGAAAUGGGCGAACCAUUAGGACACGGUCGGCAGGUACGGCUCCAGACGCUGAUGCAGAACCUCAGGAGGAACCACGAAUGCGAACACGAGCAUUGGUUCAAUCGAGGAGGUCCUCGUGAAUGCGAAGAAUGUCAUGAUGUGUUGCCCAUCUUCAUUUACGAAUGUCGGCAGUGUCACAUCAUGGCUUGCCGCCGCUGCAGAUACCACCGUCUGUAA